Molecule: messenger RNA, 739 nt
Organism: Trematosphaeria pertusa
Lineage: Eukaryota; Fungi; Ascomycota; Dothideomycetes; Pleosporales; Trematosphaeriaceae
Exons: 2
Coding region: 117-524 (135 amino acids)
Source: RefSeq, a predicted model, not a curated record
CGCCAGCGUCAGUCCCUCAGGCACAUGGUGCGAACGUUGGAUAUCUCGUUACGGAGCUUCCUGGUUUAGCCAUAGCGCAGACGCGCUGCAGGAACAGCUCGAGAGAUAGCCAUUGAAUGACGUUGUGGCAUGUCCUUCCACUACCGAUAACGGCUGAUAUGGGGCGGGGAAGGUUGCAUGGCCAAGAUCGCCAAGAGAGGCGGGGGAUGGGAAAAUGCAGAUUGUCCUGUGCCAUGUUCACAGCGCUUGCUGUCGGCUUGAUAGGCCCAGUGACUUCCGGAGGUUUGAUUCGGGUCGGCUUGAGGCCGAAGAGAGACGUCUGUACGAGUCGCGCCCCAUAUGGACCUCCCCCCACAACCCUCUCAGCCCGCAACGGAGCUCGGCUUUGGUCAGAGGUCAGCCAGGCACUGGAGAUGGAUAUCCUUCUUCAUAUUCCAGCCAGCGACGAGUAUCUUGCAAGACGCAAUUCGAUUAGACGAGGUUACCGUACGAAAGUUCCAUUCGCAUAUUUCUUAAAGAAGUAACACAGUGCGAUGAGUAAGAUGGAACCACCAAACCUUUGGAGACCUGGCACCUGGCCAGGACAAGCGCGCUAGCUGUUUCGGGACUAGGCUCUUUUCCACCCGUGGACGCUCCAGCUCCAACUCGCCUGCACCUUCGUGCCGUGAUCUCCACCAUCACUGCACAACACACAUCCCCAAAGUUCCUUCUUCAUUGAACUGGCUCAGUAUUGAGAACG